AUGGAAAACCUCAAAUUAAUUUUAGUCUUGAUUUCAUGGCUCAACAUCUUAGCAAAUUCACAAACCCAAACAACUCGACAACUCACUCUUCGAAAUGUAAGUAUAAUCAAGCUCACAUUCUACACCCAUCCUACGUGGAUAGGGACCAACGAGACUCUUUACAGCGUGGCAAGGGCGAGCAUAACCGAUCAGGUGCCAUCAAGAUUCGGGGUCCUGGAGGUAUGUGAUGUCCUGGUGACAUAUGGACCUGAAAAUGAGUCAAAAAAAUUGGGUAGAAUCCAAGGAACUGCUACAUCGGUGGACUUAAAGGAGACGGCCUUUGGUGUGAUGCUCACCGUAGUUUUCACACAGGGGGAGUACAAAGGGAGCACCAUCAACCUUAUGGGAAGGAACCCAAUUAUGAACAAAGAAAGAGAGCUAGCCGUUGUUGGAGGUUCCGGUGCCUUCCCAAGGGCCUGGGGCUACGCCAUUACGUCGACUUAUUCUACUGAUGAGUAUGGGAUUAAUUUUGUUGCCAAAUAUGAUGUUGUAUUGUUUAAUGAGACGUAUGCAUAG
Andrographis paniculata is the source of this 555-nucleotide messenger RNA. Its product is annotated as dirigent protein 1-like. The record is from RefSeq and is a predicted model, not a curated record. Lineage: Eukaryota; Viridiplantae; Streptophyta; Magnoliopsida; Lamiales; Acanthaceae. Bases 1 to 555 code for a protein of 184 amino acids. The transcript has a single exon.